This is a messenger RNA of Pseudo-nitzschia multistriata, 2551 nucleotides long. The record is from the annotation of a GenBank genome assembly. NCBI's taxonomy places the organism in Eukaryota, Bacillariophyta, Bacillariophyceae, Bacillariales, Bacillariaceae.
CAUCAAAACACAAACGAAACAACCAACGGCAUCGAUACCACCAUUAGCAAAAACAACAACGACGGCAUCCCACAAGCUGCGACUGCCACUGUUGCAACUACAGUAGUAGAUACUYGCCGUGCCUUCCACGCGUAUUAAAUACGAGCGAUCUUCUGGAGUUCUGGUUCAACCAUCAGCGCGCGCGGUUCCUGGCCUUUAAAAUUCCUUCGUCCCGGAAUUCUUUUCACGACCCGGUGCAGCACGGUUCGGUACGGCAUCGCAUCGCAUCKSAUCWSAUCACAUCACACCACACCACACCACACCACACCACACCACACCGUGUUGAGGUGCACGCUGGGGAAUCCAAACAACUCUAUCGAUUGGUUCAAARUCCCACAAUUGUAGCAUCUUCAUUCUUUUGAUUUUUACCACCACAAAGAGACCACCAAAAUGACAAGAUUGGCAAUACUUGCAGUCACUCUCGGUGCCCUGACGUGGUCCGGGGACGCAUUUGUUUCAACAACUGCAACUGCUGCGAGUUCAGAAACAACGACAAACGAGCCACCCUCCCAUCCGCCACGAUGCCAUGCGUGCCGAGCAUCCAACCCCAACCCUAGCACGCUUCCGAGAAAGCGAGAACGGCCARCAUCGGUACCGGUAGCAUCGGUGCAUCCACCCUCUGGCUCUCCCGCCCUUUUCUACCUCUCCUCGCACCGCCGCUCUUCCUCGCUYAAGGCGGCCCUGCUGAACGACUCCUCRUCUCCGGGGCGGGGAAAGCGCGGCCGACCAAAGCCCGACGGUGCCGACAAGAAAGGCCCGGGGUGGCACCGGCGGAUACUCGGCAARAUCCCGUGGAGACGGCAAGCCGGGGGACCCACGCGCGCGUCCUCCUCCUCGCUCCCGUCCGCACCCGUCGAGCACGAAGAACCGGACGUCGUGGUGGAGUCCUUCGCCGUGUAUCGGGACGCCUUUGUCUCCCAAGACUUUGAUGCGCUGACCCCCGAGUCGGUCCUGCCCGUGGUGCAAAUCGACCCGAAGGCCGGGAGCAAAGCCGGGUUCGUGCUCGAGAAGGCCCACCGCAAUUCACCCGAGGCGGCUCCGGUGGUCCUCGAUUCGGAAUUCUCGGGGGUGUCCAUAACGCCAGCGCUGCCCAGCGCGCCCCGGAAAACAACCAAGGCGAGAAAACCAUUCAGUGACACCAACACCAAAACCAACACCAGUCCAGUCACAGACACAAAUGAAAACACAAUCGCAAACUCCAGCAGAAAGGGGAUGGUAGCGCGAGUUUUGGAAGGCAUCCUGACGGAACGAAUCGGUCAGCGAUGGACCGUCGAAGAGCCCGAGGGUUUGGAGGUUGACGUUCGAACGUCUCCGAACUACAACAACAUCGCAAAGCUGUUGUUCCGAGGGCUUUAUCGUGCCGAUGCCACGCUUUCAUCCGGAAGAAUUGUCUUUCCCAACAUUCGAUUCUCCAGCGUGCGUCUCGAAAUGGAACAAGUAACACUGAAUCUGAUGGGAUUCUUUUUGCAUAAAGACGACAACAACAACAACAACAACAACAACAAGCACAAGCACAAGGUACAAAACCAAAACCAAAAGCAGAACCAAAACAAACAACCGACCGAUAUGGUGCGGUAUCCAAACCAGUUCGACAUCCACAUCGAAGAUUUGACCAUGUCUCGGCACGAUUUGUUGUUUUCAUCGUGCGUGAAAAACGGACUGCGAGGACUGCUCGUCAGGGUUUUGAAAGAUCGUGGCAUUCGAUCGAAUUCGAUUCGGAUUACUUCCAUYGAUAUAUUGGUAAGCGGACGACAUGUUCUGUAUUCGUAGUAUGCUUUUCGGAAAGGAAGAAAUGCAUACAGUCUAGCAUGAUUGUGUGCGUCGACUGAGUCCCUGUGUUAUCUACUUUGUUACUGACCAAGAAAUUCUCUCCACUUUCAUCUAUUCUGUUCUAUUCUGUUUUGAUUUUCCUUUCGCCACGCCUACUGCAGCCAAACGGUAAGAUUUCCUGCACCGGCGAGGCCAAGACACACUUUGCUUCCGCACCACCCGUGAACUUCGAGGUUCGCUCCGGAAUUUCGUACAGCAACCGGGGGCACGUGCUGACCUUUCCGGGACUSGAGGUCUCGCUGAACAGCGACAUCGGCCUCUUUGUCCCGGUCCACCCGACGCUCGACCUGGACGUCGGCCACAACACGAAAUUCCGCAGCAUCGUCAUCGACGGCCGCAAGAAACGCGUGAAGAUUGCCGCCAGCGUGACCAUCACGCCCGAUCGGACGCGGCUGAUGACGCAAGACUACGUGCAAACCAGCGAGGCCUUUGCGGCGAUCUUCUUUUACGAUGUUGGCCAGUGGCUGACRCGCCUCGGUAGAUUUUCAAAGUAAUCAAACCGAUGCACCCAAGCGGAUUACGACGAAACCCUUUCUACCUCUGACGAUCCGGUCGAUACGAAUACAACACAGUGCCAGCGGGAACGGUCUCCUCCAAUCUCGUCGUAUGCRGGCACAUAGUCUCCACAUUGGGGAAAUAAAACCAUACAGAAGGAUCAUAACAAUAGAAUAWUUUUUGACCA